AUGCGUUGGACGCUGUCGGCAGUGGCAGCCGCUGCCUCUGCGGCGCUGCUGCUUUCGGCCGCCACAGCAACCUUUGGACACGCUGCAGGCAUCAACGGAUCCAACCCUGCCUACAUAGACUACUACCGAAAUGGCCUUGUCAGCAAGCUCUCGGAUCGCCCACCCAACUGCCCGCCAUGCCCCGAGCCCGACUGCUUCAACUGCCAGCUGCCCGCCUACGACUGCGCCCAGUUUGGCGAUUGCAAUCAGUAUGACGGGACGUGCUCAUGCCCCACAGGUUUCGGCGGUCAGGACUGCCUCUCUCCGUUGUGCGGUAGUCCCGCUGACGGCAAGGAGCGCUACCCGCGGCGCCCCGACGAGGAGCGAUGCCAGUGCUCCGAGGGCUGGGACGGCCUCAACUGCAACGUGUGCAAGACCGAUGCGGCCUGCGCGGACAUGACGCUCGGAGGCGAGAGGCUUGGAGAGAACGGCACCUGCUACGACGGAGGCUUCACCAUCAAGCAGUCGUUCCAGGAGUGCGACGUCACCAACCGCAAAAUCACCGACAUGCUGCCGGACCGCAAGCCCCAGGUCACGUUCAGCUGCCUCAAGGACGACGAGACAUGCAACUUUCAGUUUUGGAUCGGAGGCCGCGAGAGCUUUUAUUGCGGGCUCGACCGCUGCACCGAGACGCUCGACAUGCAGCCGGGCUCCAACCGCACCCGGCACACGUGCGAAAAGGUGCGCUGCAGCUGCAUCCCCGGACGCAUGCUCUGCGGAGAGUCGGGCAGCAUCGACAUCUCCGAGUUCCUCUCUGAAGAGAUCAAGGGGCCCGGCUCAAUGACCUGCAAGACCGACGGCUCCGGCGCGCGCAAGUGCCGCUUCGAGGAGCCCGGCAUGAACUCGCUCAUAUCGGACGUCUUUGGCGACGAGGCCAUCUUCCUCAGCUGCGGCUCGGGCGAGUGCGUCCACUAUAGCCAGGUGCCCGGCUACGAGGCGCCCAUCGCACCCAAGCGGCCCAUUGUCUGGGUCAUUGUCAGCGCCAUCAGCGCCAUCGUUGUCGUCGUGCUCACCGUCGGCAUGCUCUGGGCCCUCGGACGCCAUUACAAGGACGACGACCUCCGCCUCGGCGCAGUCCGCCUGCCCCAGGAGGAGGCCGACCUGAUGAAGGAUCACAUCCCUGCUGCGCUCCACUGGGAGAACAUCGGGUACCGCGUCGGCCAAAAGGCGUUGCUGCAGGGCAUCGACGGAUCCGUCCAGCCGGGUCAGGUCAUGGCCAUCGUCGGCGCGAGCGGCGCUGGCAAGACGACCUUCCUCGACCUUCUCGCGCGGCGCGACAAGCGCGGCGUCACGUCGGGCACCGUCCUCGUCAAUGGCCGCCAGCUCAGCGACUCAGACUUUAAGCGCGUCGUCGGCUUCGUCGACCAGGAGGACCUCCUGAUGGAGACGCUCACCGUCUACGAGACCGUUCUCUACUCGGCGCUGCUGCGGUUGCCGCGCGACAUGUCUCUGGAGGCCAAGAAGUUCCGCACCCUCGAGACGAUGCAGGAGCUCGGCAUCCUCGGGAUCAAGGACAGCCGCAUCGGCGGCAGCAGCUUCUCGGCCGGCGGCAGCAAGGAGGGUCGCGGCAUCAGCGGUGGCGAGAAGCGCCGCGUCUCGAUCGCCUGCGAGCUGGUCACCAGCCCCAGCAUCCUCUUCUGCGACGAACCCACUAGCGGCCUCGACGCCUACAACGCCUACAACGUCGUCCAGUCGCUCGUGACGCUGGCCCGCACCUACAACCGCACCGUUGUCUUUUCCAUCCACCAGCCUCGCUCCAACAUCGUGGCGCUCUUUGACAGGCUGCUGCUGCUGGCCGAAGGUCGGACCGUCUACUCGGGCCCCUUCACCGAGUGCGCUGGGUAUUUCGAGCGUGUCGGGCACCCUUGCCCUUCUGGCUUCAACAUCGCCGACUUCCUGAUCGACCUCACGGCACGACGUUCCGUGACCGGCGCAGCGGCCAACGGCGAGAGCGGCGCGAUCGUCGGCGAUGACGAAGACGACGACACGACAGCGCAGGACACUUCGUCCUCCGCGCGGCCCUCGUACUCGUCCACACCUGGGCGCGACGAAGAAGCAGGCACAGCCACCGACACGCAGGACUCGACGGAGCUUCAGACGCGGCCGUCGUCGCUCCAGGAUGGCGAUGGCAGCGUUGGAGGCACGCUGCGCAAGAGGACCAGCCGCCUCGCCGAUGGCCUCCGCAACGCCUUCACCAACGGCAAUGGGAACGGCAGCGACGUCGCCAUGCCUAAGUUAAGCAGCCGCCGCCUCUCGAAGCUGGUCCACGAGUUUGCCAAGAGUGACAUCGCGCGUCGCAAUGCCGGCGAGAUGGAUGCGUUCCUGGGCCGCACCAGCGAAGAGGCCGACGGCGCGGCGACGGGGCCCGCUCCGGUCAAUGACCUGCCAGACAUCUCCAGGCAGAAUCGCCUCCACAAGUCGUUCAAGAAGGCGAGCCUGUGGACCCAAUUCACCAUCCUCAGUGGCAGGGCCUUCAAGAACCUCUACCGCGACCCGAUCCUCAUGUUUGCGCACUUUGCCCUGGCGAUCCUGCUGGCGUUGUUCUGCGGAGUCCUCUACCGGGGCAUCACCAACGACAUCUCGGGCUUCCAGAAUCGCCUCGGCCUCUUCUUCUUUGUGCUAUCGUUGUUCGCCUUCAGCACGCUCACCUCGCUCACCGUCUUUGCCAACGAGCGAGCCCUGUUUGUCCGGGAGCGGAGCAACGGAUACUACUCGCCGCUGACCUACUUUACCUCCAAGCUCCUAUUCGACAUCCUGCCGCUGCGGAUCAUCCCGCCAUUCCUGUUCGGUGGCUGCGUCUACUUCCUCGUUGGGCUGGUGCCGGGCGUGGCCGAGUUCUGGAAGUUCAUCUUGACCCUGGUGCUCUUCUCGCUCGCGGCGUCGUCGGCCGUCUUUUUCAUCUCGAUCGCCAUCAAGGACACGGGGCUCGCCAACCUGGUGGGCAGCCUGACGAUGCUCUUCAGCCUGCUCUUUGCCGGCCUGCUCAUCAACCGCGACCGGAUCCCAGGGUACCUGCGGUGGCUGCAGCACCUCAGCUUCUUCCACGCCGCCUACGAGGCGCUGAUUGUCAACGAGUUGAGGAAUCUGAGCCUCAAGGAGCACAAGUACGGCAUCGACAUCGAGGUGCCGGCGGCCAGCGUCAUUUCGACAUUUGGCUUCAACUCGCAGGCCUUCUGGUGGCCCGACAUUGCCACGCUCGCCAUCCAGUUCUCGGUCCUGGUCGGCCUAUCGCUCCUCUGGCUCGUCCUCUUUGUCAAGGAGAGGAAGUGA
Molecule: messenger RNA, 3309 nt
Organism: Pseudozyma flocculosa PF-1
Lineage: Eukaryota; Fungi; Basidiomycota; Ustilaginomycetes; Ustilaginales; Ustilaginaceae
Exons: 4
Coding region: 1-3309 (1102 amino acids)
Cellular component (GO): membrane
Molecular function (GO): ATP binding; ATP hydrolysis activity; ABC-type transporter activity
Source: RefSeq, a predicted model, not a curated record